Messenger RNA from Brenthis ino (lesser marbled fritillary), 618 nucleotides. The record is from the annotation of a GenBank genome assembly. Lineage: Eukaryota; Metazoa; Arthropoda; Insecta; Lepidoptera; Nymphalidae.
AUGUUUCUUCUAAUAUGCGUAUUUUAUAUUUUGGUGGGUAAUGCUGUGAAUGCUGAUUCAACUAAUAAUCAGGAUAUAUCCUCGUACACUCAUGCAGGGAAGAAUAUAAAAAAAAAUGAAGGGGCUCUAGGGUUUUAUGCAGCUUUGCACAGUAAUCCUCCGCCAAUAAAUUUGACGUUCUACGAAAAGGACGAAAAUCAGGUUAGAGUACCGACAAAAUUCUAUGAAGAGCACAAGAAGAAGAAAAAGAUUAAGAAGUCACCUAAAAGAACUAUUCAGAAAAUUAUAAAAAAAGGCAAGAAUAGAAGCAGAAAAAUUUACGUAAACCCCAUCACAAGGCUGCCAACUGUAGCAUCACAAAAACUUGAAGUUCAAGACAGUGAUACCAACAUAGAGGAAAGUACAACCGAAAACCAUAAGAAAAAGUACAGAAAGAAUUCAAAAGUACCAAGAUAUCCUAUGCCAUUCCAUAAAUUACAGCAAAAACCUUCACAUUUCAGGAAUAAAAGGGAAAUAGAUAGAAAAGAUGUAUUCAUAAUUAAAGAUUUAGAUGAAAUGGAGUUUCUACACAGAGGCGAUGAUUACGAUGUUAUUAAGACUCAUGUUGGAAAAUAUUGG